AUGCAAUUCCAAGGCUUUUGGUUGUGUUUGAGUCUUCUGCUGUUUACCUCAGUAAAAGCUGAAUUGCAGGAGGAAGAUGUUGAAAUGGAGGAUUUUGAAGAAAGUUCAGAAGAAAUUAUGACCAAUGAAGAUAACGUCCCCCCUGAGGUUAAAUACAAGACACCACAACCUAUAGGAGAAGUAUAUUUCACUGAAACCUUUGAUAAUGGAAUAUUGACUGGGUGGGUGUUAUCCAAAGCAAAGAAAGAAGACACUGAUGAGAACAUUGCUAAAUAUGAUGGAAGAUGGGAAAUAGAAGAUUUGAAAGAAAAUAGAGUGCCAGGUGACAGAGGCCUAGUUUUGAAAUCACAAGCAAAGCAUCAUGCAAUAUCAGCUCUUUUAUCAAAACCAUUUAUUUUUGCAGAUAAACCUUUGAUAGUUCAAUACGAAGUAAAUUUUCAAAAUGGUAUGGAUUGUGGCGGUGCAUACAUUAAGCUUCUAACAGAAAAUGAUUAUUUGAAUCUGGAAAAUUUCUUUGAUAAAACACCCUAUACUAUUAUGUUUGGACCAGAUAAAUGUGGAGAAGAGCAUAAACUUCAUUUUAUCUUUAGAUAUAAGCAUCCUAAAACUGAAGUUUUUGAAGAGAAGCAUGCUAAAGUUCCAAAUGUAGACUUGAAAAAGUUUUUCACUGAUAAGAAGACACAUCUCUAUACACUUGUGAUGAGCCCAGAUAAUACAUUUGAAGUGUAUAUUGACCAAGUGAUUAUAAACCAGGGGAGCCUUUUAGAGGACGUGGAACCUCCAAUCAACCCUCCUAAAGAAAUUGAAGAUCCUAAUGACAAAAAACCUGAUGACUGGGAUGAUAGACUAGAAAUCCCUGAUAAUACUUCUGUUAAACCAGAAGAUUGGGAUGAAAGUCAGCCUUCUCAAAUAGCAGAUCCUGAUGCUUUUAAACCUGUGGGCUGGCUUGAUGAUGAACCAGAAUAUAUUGCAGAUCCUAAUGCUGAAAAACCUCCAGACUGGAAUGAAAACAUGGAUGGCAAAUGGGAAGCCCCUCGUAUUCCUAAUCCAGCAUGUGAGAUUGGAUGUGGACAUUGGCAGCCUCCCAUGAUUGACAAUCCAAAAUACAGAGGAAAAUGGGAACCUCCAAUGAUUGAUAACCCCAACUAUCAGGGAGAAUGGACCCCUCGAAAAAUUCCAAAUCCAGAUUAUUUUGAGGAUAGGAAUCCAUUUCUUCUGACUUCUUUUAGUGCUCUUGGCUUAGAAUUGUGGUCUAUGACAUCUGACAUCUACUUCGAUAAUUUUAUCAUCUGUUCAGAUAAGGAAAUAGCAGAUCAUUGGGCUGAAGAUAGUUGGAUGGUGAAAAAAAUGGUAGCAAGGGCUAAUGAGCCUGGUGUAUUCACUCAGUUGCUGACUGCUGCUGAAGAGCGGUGGUGGCUUUGGAUCAUUUAUGCCUUGACAGCAGGGCUGCCUUUAGUACUGAUUACUUUAUUUUGUUGGCCAAGAAAGGUAACACAACAGGAUUUCUUUUCAUAUGAAGAUGCAGAAUACAAAAAAACUGGUAUACAUAAGCCACAAACAAAGGGAGCACUAGAACAAGAAGUGAAAGAGGAGAAGGCAGCCCUAGAAAAUGUUGCAGACCUAGAAGAGGAAAAAGAAAAUCAAGAUGAUGGUGAAAUGGAAAAAGAGGAAGAAGAUGAGACUGAAGAAAAGAGUGAAGGAGAAAAUGAAACUAUAGAAGGGCAAGAAGAAGGCAAUAAAUCUGGAUCAGAAGAUGAGAUGAAAGAAGCGGAUGAAAGUACAGGGUCUGGAGAUGGGCCAGUAAAAUCAGUACGUAAAAGAAGAGUAAGAAAAGACUGA
Gracilinanus agilis (Agile Gracile Mouse Opossum) is the source of this 1839-nucleotide messenger RNA. RefSeq names its product calmegin (gene CLGN). The transcript has 14 exons. Gene Ontology annotation, molecular function: calcium ion binding. Gene Ontology annotation, biological process: protein folding. Gene Ontology annotation, cellular component: endoplasmic reticulum membrane; endoplasmic reticulum. Lineage: Eukaryota; Metazoa; Chordata; Mammalia; Didelphimorphia; Didelphidae. Bases 1 to 1839 code for a protein of 612 amino acids. The record is from RefSeq and is a predicted model, not a curated record.